Messenger RNA from Ictalurus punctatus (channel catfish), 3015 nucleotides. It is a transcript of the gene abhd17c, whose product is annotated as abhydrolase domain containing 17C, depalmitoylase. Gene Ontology annotation, molecular function: palmitoyl-(protein) hydrolase activity. NCBI's taxonomy places the organism in Eukaryota, Metazoa, Chordata, Actinopteri, Siluriformes, Ictaluridae. The record is from RefSeq and is a predicted model, not a curated record. The transcript has 3 exons. Gene Ontology annotation, biological process: protein depalmitoylation. The coding region runs from base 366 to 1250 and encodes 294 amino acids. Gene Ontology annotation, cellular component: plasma membrane; endosome membrane.
AAGUCUUAUAUUUGGCCUAAGUGGAGCAGGAGAAAUGGCUGCUUCCAUUGUGUGUGGCUAAGCUAACCUGCUGUUGGAUUGAAUUCUUUUAAUUUAAAGGGUCAGAGGCUUUAAUUAGUAACGGCGUAUUUGCGGUAAGCAAAGAUCUUAAGAUGUUGAACAACUGUUAUUAACGUGCGUUGUGAAUUAUCAAGAGACACAAGAAAGCGAGAACCUAUAGCGCUAUCUAGCUAACGCUAUAUUAGCUUGUUUGCUUUCAGCCUAGCUCGUAGUGAUUAGCCAGUUCACUAAAGUACUCGUUAGCAAGUCUUAGUUGUAUUCUUCUCUCGCGCAUUGUGAUUUAACUUUAGUAGUUCAGCGCAUCAAUGCCUGAGCAAGGACCGAGAAUGAACGGCUUCUCCCUGGGCGAGCUGUGCUGGCUGUUCUGCUGCCCGCCCUGCCCGAGCCGCAUCGCCGCUAAGCUGGCCUUCCUGCCCCCGGAGCCUACGUACUCGGUGCACACGGAUACCGAGGGCGCGUGCAGCCUGCACCUGAGCGAGCGCGCGGAUUGGCAGUACUCCCAGCGCGAGCUGGACGCCGUGGAGGUGUUCGGCACGCGAACGAGCCGCGGUAACCGCGUGCUCUGCAUGUUUGUCCGCUGCGCACCCAGUAGCCGCUACACGCUGCUCUUCUCGCACGGGAACGCCGUGGACCUCGGGCAGAUGUGCAGCUUCUACAUCGGCCUCGGCUCCCGCAUCAACUGUAACGUCUUCUCCUACGACUACUCCGGGUAUGGCGUGAGCACCGGGAAACCGUCCGAGAAGAACCUGUACGCUGACAUCGAGGCGGCCUGGCAGGUGCUCAGGACAAAGUAUGGCGUGACCCCAGAGAACAUCAUCCUGUAUGGUCAGAGUAUCGGUACAGUGCCAACGGUGGACCUGGCGGCACGGUAUGAGUGUGCAGCAGUCAUCCUGCAUUCCCCGCUCAUGUCUGGACUGCGCGUGGCCUUCCCCAACACACGCAAAACCUACUGCUUCGAUGCUUUCCCCAGCAUUGAUAAGGUGUCAAAGGUGGCCUCUCCGGUCCUCGUGAUUCAUGGCACAGAGGACGAGGUGAUCGAUUUCUCGCACGGCCUGGCCAUCUACGAGCGAUGCCCGCGUGCCGUGGAACCGCUGUGGGUGGAGGGCGCCGGGCACAAUGACAUCGAGCUGUACGCCCAGUACCUGGAGAGACUCAAGCAGUUCAUCUCCUUCGAGCUGGCUACCUCUUGAAAGCACACUGCAGCACACUGUACAACAUCACGGCACACACUGCGAUGAGCUCCUCUCAGCUCUUUACACACCGAGCCGAGGAUCAGAGUCAAGGAUUUGCACUUGCUGACAAAUUCUUUUUAAGUGUAUAUGGUGGUAUUAAGGAAUGGGGCCUUUCCAUUUCUGCAAAGAGGAAACGCCCUUUAUCGAUUUUUAUUUUUGAUUCUUUUAUACUUGAUGAAGAAAAAUUUUAAGUGCACCACAUUACAUAUUUUGUGUGUUUUUGAUUUGUCCAGCUGAUUUUUUUGUGUGUGUAAAACCCAACAGGGGAAAGUAAAUAGAUGCACUAUUUGUUGUACUGUUAUGUUCAGUUGACAACUCUUUAUUUUUAUUUAUGUUAUUUUUUUUAAGUUCUUUGUUUUGUUUUCAUUAUUUCUAGGCAUUCCACUGAUCCACUGGAUUCUCUUGACUGGGGUCAAAGAGGAUUUGCUCUCAGAUUUUUUACAGAGCCAGUCUGUGUGUAGUGUUUUUUUUGUUUGUUUUGUUUUUUUUUUUGUUUUUUUUUGUGGUUUUUUUUUUGUUGCCAGUAAGUGAAGGAAUACUACCACUGCGAAUGCAUCAAUAUCACAUGAGUGAUCAAACCACUACAUUGUUUCUGGCUCUGGAGCAUGGUGCUGUGUGUUACUACAGUAAUCAGGGCAUUGUUUGAGCAUACACACUACAUAAAUAAGGUGUUCAUUUAUGAAAUCUUGGUCUCUGUUUUGGCGCCAGUUCUACAGUAAGCCUUAUGCUCUCAGAUGUUUUUGCUGUCUCAUUUCACAGGAGCAGGCUUUUCUCAAGGUUAAUACUAGCUGCUACUCUUCCAAUGAGAAAAAUCACUGUGAGACCGAACUGGCAAAACAAUAAGGGUACAAGGUGAAUUGUAUUGAGCCACAAAUAAUCUCUCACCCACCCAAAAUUCUGCAGCUGCUUCCUCAUUCCUGACAUUAUCUACUGACCCUAAAGGACUAUAACCUCUGAACACAAAGACAAGAGAACACUAAAAGUCCUCAUAUUUCAGUGCUAGCUUUGCAAAUGUUAAUGUAUUCAGGAGUAGCACUGGACACUAGAAGCUACAAUGGUUUAAUUAAUAAGAAGAACUCUUGUUUAUUCGAAGUAGGUGCAAUUACUAUGUUGCAACUUUUUGUGAAGGGUUUUUUUUUUUUCUUUUUUUCUUUUUUUGUGCAAAUGGGCUGGACUGAUCAGUGUUCAUCUAUAUAUUGCUGUAAGAUAACACUGCAUUGGCAGACACGUGUGUAAUGGGAUGUUUUUGUGUUUCUCCAUGGGGCCUGAAAGAGGUUUGAACCUCGUCCUUUAUCCUCUGGAGUUUCUGAUGGAGACGCAGCCCUAACUGAGCCCCUCUGUUGCUUUUGAUACCGAUGUUUUUAACAAUGUUUUUUCCAGUACUUAUUAAUAUUAUCUUUACACCUCUUUUAAUGCUGGUUUGUAAGAUAACCGUACUGUAUACAUCAUCUCUCCUCUCAAUAGAUAUGUAAAACAGGAAACUGUAUUUAGUCUUUUUAAUGAUUUUGACACUGGAAUUGCUGUAUGCAAGUAUAAUGCUGAAAAAAGAAAAUAGUUGGUACAAAAUGUGCUAGUGUAAUUUGUUUUCUCAGAUCAAAUGAAAAAGCCUUAAAUGUGCUGUGAGACAGAUUUAUUACUCACUUGAUGUUGGUUGUUGCCUCAGAGCAACCCACUGGAUGUUGUAUUGCUAUAUAAUGGAAUAAAGGAUGCAUGGAAUAUUGAA